This is a messenger RNA of Penaeus chinensis, 9320 nucleotides long. RefSeq lists its product as uncharacterized. NCBI's taxonomy places the organism in Eukaryota, Metazoa, Arthropoda, Malacostraca, Decapoda, Penaeidae. Gene Ontology annotation, biological process: cellular response to hypoxia; regulation of transcription by RNA polymerase II. The transcript is spliced from 20 exons. Gene Ontology annotation, molecular function: DNA-binding transcription factor activity, RNA polymerase II-specific; protein dimerization activity; RNA polymerase II transcription regulatory region sequence-specific DNA binding. The record is from RefSeq and is a predicted model, not a curated record. Bases 688 to 4767 code for a protein of 1359 amino acids.
UCGCACACUGGCUCACUGUCCCUCCGCGACCAGGGUUUACGCACCAGUAGACCUGGCAACCCCCACGUGGAGGUUUCGCGCGCUGGUCAGCCAGUCGUCCUCGAGGCUUGGCUCUCAGCAGCACCACCUGUGUUCCAGUGGCUCUCCAGCACGGCGACCCCCUAAAGGACUCCGUUCUCCUCCUCUUCGGCCCCGCUGGCUUGCCCUCCCCCUCGCCCUGGACGCUGCCCUGCCCCCCUUUGCCCCCUCUCCCGUCCACGCCCCGUUCUGCUUCCCCUCUCCCCCAGCAUGCACUCAGGCCGUCGGCGCUCUGACCUGCGUGAUCAUCCUGGAGGUGCGCUCGGCGAGGUGCUCGUGUAACGGAUCCCGACGGACAACACGCGCGGUGCUGCCCAGUUCUUAGUUAAUGUAGUCCGCUUCGACGCUAACAUAGGGAAUAGAAAGCUAGUGUAAGCAAGCAUCUACGAUACAGGAAUAUAUUACGUACUAAACAUACGUACGGCGUAAGCAGUGUUACUAAUAUCAUAGUGUAAGUCAAGAUAUAUAUAUGAAGAUAAAUAUAUAUGGUAUAGUUACAUAAUAUAUAUAUAAAUAAAGUAUACAUAGAUAUAUUAGAACAUAAUCCAAAGUUAUCUAAAAGUGCCAAGUGCAGUGUUAAUGAUAGUGCAGGCCAGCCAGUGAAGUGCAAUGCCUGUCGCCCAGUACCCCUACCCCGUAACGGGCGCUCACCCGAGCUACGGAGGCUACAACGACUUCGGCGUCAGGGCGCCCACCGCCCAUCACGACGGAGUCCACCCCGAAUGCCACAGCCGGAUGCCCCUCCCGCACGCGCAGGACGGGGGCAGCCUGGCGCCUCCGAAGGAAAGGGCCCCCUCCGCCGCCGACUUUUCCAGGUACCACAUGAUGGGUCCUCCUGACGGGGGCCACGAGGCGAACAGGGGCCCCGUGGCGGGCUCGCAUAACGGGGCGGCGCACAUGUCGCAUUUCGCGGGCCCCCACGCCGGCGUGGGAAUCAGGGCCGCGCACCUGAGCGAACAGGUGGCCUACUCCUCCUACAUGGCAUCACCCUUGGACAACCAAGGGGGGUACGCUGAGCCCCGCAGGCAGGGCUACCCCGUACCACAGCAAUACUCGGGCUACGAGCACCCGCAUCCAGGGGAGCCACCCGGGGCGGGCUUCGAAAGGCGGCUGUACCCGCGACCGCUGUCCAGCUUGCAGGAGCCGCAGCACCACCAGGCGCCGCCCUACGACGAUUUCAGGGCCGUGCCCGCCAGCGGGGGCUACCUGCGCUACCUGAGCCGGGAGCACCUCUCCCCGCCGGCGUCGUCGGCAACGGCGAGCUGCCUCUCGGAAGCACACGGCUGCCCUCCGGCCGUCACCACCAAGGUUGAGCCCGACGCCGAGUGGUGGCACGAGGGCGACCUCCUGGACCGCUUCCAGCAGGUCCGACUCCAGGCCGACGACGCACCGGGCCGCGAGCGAACCACGCCGCGGCGGAGGCGAAGGAACAGCGAGAAGCGGAAGGAGAAGUCUCGCGACGCGGCAAGAUGUCGGCGAGGCAAGGAGAGCGAGAUCUUCACGGAGCUGGCCAACGCCCUGCCCUUGCCGGCGCAGACGGUGUCGCAGCUGGACAAGGCGUCUGUCAUGCGGCUUACCAUCGCUUACCUGAAGACGCGGGCGCUGUGCCAGGCCGGUGAGUGCUAUGAGCUAAUGCACCGGCAGAUCGAGUAUGGUGCAGGUAUUGUGACAUAUUACGGGUCUGAGAUGAUACGUUAUCGGACGAAGGUAAAUGCAGGCAAUGACUUGGGUGUUUCUUUAUCAGAGAUAACAAGGAGCUUCUGUUGUGUAGAAGUCUGUCGAACGUCGAAUGCUGAAUGCCGCUCGUCCACCAAGGCUAAGUCGAGGUACAGCGAGUGUUGUCUGCACGAAAGGCCAGGUCUGUGGCGUACGGCGCGGGAAUCUCCUGAGGGCAGCGGGGCCUGGAAACGGAGCCAGGGAGUCCCCGGGAGAUUAUGUCCAAGCUUCCUCACGUCCCUGGGGUGUUGUUCUGUUGUCACUUUUCCUGGCUCCAAGUGGUUCUCAGGGAUGCUGGAAAUGCCGGGUGAGGGAGAAGGACGUGCCGAGAACUCUCCUCAGCCCGGUGGAACGGCUGUCAUUGCAGGGGUCUGCGAACUGGCUAUUGCAUUGUCCGUACCUCGGAAGGGUAAUGACAUCGUGCCCAUUAGACAAGACGGUGUGCGCGAGGAGAGUGAAUGCAGAGAAUUCUGGGUUGAAAUCCAGGGUGGCACAGUGCCAGUUUUCGCGAUUGCUGCUACCCUUUCAGACCAUCUAAUACAAGAGGAACGAAAUUGCAAGACUCAACGUCCAGUUCCCAGGCUCAUCCCGGAACAAUCGUGUUUUGUUGCAGUGCGUAGCAAGGGGCAGGUGGAGACGGGGCAGUACCGGUUCCUGGCGAGAGGCGGCGGCUACGUGUGGCUGGUGACGCAGGCCACGCUCAUUCACGGGCCCAAGGACCACAAGCCCCAGUACGUCGUGUGUCUCAACUACGUCGUCAGUGGUGUGGAGUCUCCAGGAGAGAUUGUGUCAGAACUGCAAUUGAUGUGCAGCAAGAGCAGCAGCAACACCAGCAACAGCAAAGAGCCAGACAGCACUUGCAGCAAGGUGGACAGCCGGUCCCCUCCUGUCAGCCUUUCAUCUCCCACUGUGGCUCCCAGCAUUCCCACGUCCACUCUCCCUCUGCCCAAGUCCCCAACCCAGCCCAAGACUCAGAGCCAGACUCCGCGUGUGACACCAGUGGGCCCGCCUCCGACACCUGUGGCAACCACAUCCAAGAUCUUUGCUCCUCGUACAGAGGAAAUGAACAAAGGAUAUUUGACGUUCUCUGAGGAUGACCCACAAUGCACAGUGCUGAAGGAAGAACCUGAGGACCUGACCCACUUGGCUCCCUCGGGGGGUGACACGUGCGUGCCCCUGCCUGCAUUCAUGCCCAACCUGGAUGAUAUGUUCUCAUUUGACUACGCCCAGAUUCCCAUUUCUACCACUGAUGUCCUCUUCACCACCGCCUCGUCUGUGUCUGAAGAGCAGGAGAGCAACUCCAGUUUUGAGAAAAAACUAAUCAGUGAAGAGAAGCGUCUUAGCAGCAGGCUUAGUGGAGGAAACGUGAUUAUUAAUAACAGCAUUGGCAACAGUCCAGCCUCCAGUUGCAGCAGCCCUCCCUCCGGUGGACUUCGCACGCCCGAACCCCCAAAGCCUUUGCUUUCGCAGGCGGCUUUGCCAUCAGCCCUGGAAAAGAAAUUUAACUUUGGGACAUUAGGCUGCACCAGUCAUCCCAGAACAACAACAGAGAGUUUCUUCUCGCAACUGGAUGAGAGUUCCAACCCUGGUUCAGAGUUCACCAAAGUGGAGCUCAAGAUAGAAGACCACAACAUGGACUCUGAUGAAUUUGAUAUGAGGGCCCCAUACAUACCCCACAGUGAUGAAAUGUUGGUGUUGAGUUCGGAUGAUCUUAUGUGGAGUGCAGAGGUCGAGCCUGCUGUAUCUCCAAAGAGCCAGCUUGGAUAUCACAGAGAGACCAAGAGUUAUACCUUAAACAGCAAGGAAGAUUCAAGUCUUGCUCAGCUUCUGCGAGAUACUGACCCACCCAUCACCAGCUGUCGUACAGGGAAAGAUAAUAAAGUUGAUAACGGAGGAGGCUCGCAGCAGAGCCAAUAUGAACAAAGCAAGUUCUUUGACGGAGGGGAGAAUUUUGUUGAUCCAAACAAGGUACUUCCAGGACAUUGUAUUGGAAAAGAUGGAUUAGACGGAUCUCCUGAUUGUAAUGACCAAGGUGAGGACGAACCACCAGCUGUAAUGGUGCAAGAGACAGUAGAGCCACCACCACCCUUAAUCACCAUAGACACUAACCAGAUGUCACUGGCUGUCAAGAGGGGGCCAUCUCCCAAUUCAUCUCCCAUUCUCACCCACAAAAAACUCUGCUCCCUUGCACAUCGCCAGCGACAGAUGCUAUCAUCUCAAGCAAGUGGCGAUGGGCAUUUAGCACUCCUGCAUCCUCAGCAGCAGCAGACAGGAGUCCGCCUGCUGACCACGCCUCAUGCCCCCACAAUGCAGCAGCUGCUGAUCAGCAAAGAGCCCAUCAUGGUGCGGGGAAGACAUUCUGGAGGCCUCGGCACCCAUCAGAGUUCAAGCAAUGACAGUAGACACUCAGUGCUUCGAAACCUGCUGGUGAGUGGGCGUGACGAGUCAGCUGGCUACUCGGUCUUGGCACCGGCAAGUCCUCUGGGUAGCACUUCAGGGAGCACCGCCACGCCUCCUGGCUCUCACACGCCAAGUGAUGAUGCUAAGGAGAGAAAGGAUGCUGAACAAGUUGGAAGUAUAGUGAGGUGUGAGCCUCAACCAGGAGGAAGUGGAGUGAGCUCUGCAACGACGCGUCCAUCGCAAGACAGGAUGACCGACAUGGUUGGCACGGGAGGCAGUGAGACCAAUACAGGCAAUCAGAUUUCUGCUCCCAAACUGAGGCUUGUCACAGGCAGCCAAGGGACACUGAUGCAUGCUGGACAUCUUGCCAUCAAGGUUGCUUCGAAGGGCUCAGGAGAUGGUUUCUUCAAGCGAGUGCGCCGCCAGGACCCUCUGCUCUUGAUGGACCCUGACCUGUCGAUUCCAGACUUGCUGGAUCUUACACAAUUAGACUAUGAGGUCAAUGCUCCUGCCAAUAAUUGUAGUCUACUCCAGGGAUCUGACCUGCUCAUGGCUUUGGAUCAGAGUCCAUAAAGUUUCUUGUUCAGUGAACAGGGAUUUGUGUUGAGGGAACAUCCAUCUUCAUAGUUUCUUAGAAAGGAUGAAGAAUAUUAUUGCUUUUUAGAUUUUGAAUGAAUGAGAAGUAUUUUUUUAGCUCUGAAAUUUCCCCUUACUUCCCCUUCUUUGUGGCCAAUAUGUUGUUGAAAUGAAGGGACAUAGUAAAAGGAUUAUGGUUGAUAAAUGCUCUUGAGCUUUGGUAUUCCAGGAGGUCUGAAACUUGCUUAAUACCAUAUUUUGAUUUGUCAUCUCUUUGUUAUUUGAAUAUCCCAAGUUUUAGUGAAGUGUAUUAUGAUUCCUUCCUACCUUGAUACUGUAAUUAAUGUCUCACAGUUUAGUAAUAAUUUUUGUGUGUGGCACUGAACCUUCUUAUUUUGCUGCACAAGACUGAAACUGAUUCAUUGUUUCCCCUUAUCUCUAACAAUACAAUUUUAAAGAAAAAAUAAAAGUAACUUGUGCAGGAUCAGCGACUUGUGCAAACUUAUAAAAUUAAAGGAAAAGCAUAUAUAAAUCUUAUGUUAUGGCAUUGUUCUCAAGAAUAUGUAAUUAAUAGUUCAUCUUCACAUUAUGGUGAACAUGAACAUGAGAGGCUAAUCCUUUAGUGUUUUUUUUUCCAUAAUAGUUUUUAUUCUUCCUAAGCAAGAGCAGUUGAGAAUUAGGUUACAAGAGAUUUUUUAAAAAGAUAAAUAAUUCUGCUGUACUGGAAAAGACAGUGAUUCCGUGCCUUGGACAGAGUGUUUUAUAGUACCUCCUCAUUACCCUUCAGUGACAAAAACAAAAAGGAUUUUUUUAGAAGUUGCCUAAGGUGUUCAAGAGGUCUAGCAGUUUAUCCUGUCCAGUAUAAUAUUAUGUUUUGGCUGCAUUUGAGGAAGUAUUGCAUAUGUCCUUGUCUUGUUUCUUGCUUUAGAAUUUUAAGCCAACUUGGAAAUAUGAACAUUUGGUGCAGCAAGUUUUGGAUCUCACUACCGCAAACUAGAAGUAAAUACUUCGCGAAAUUUUAGAUGUUCUUCAAUUGACAAGUGGUAUGAAGUUGCCCAAUUUUUAUGUUUUAUGUUUAAUUUAACUACUUGUAGUUAACAAGCACUGAAGUAUGAACACUUUAUUAAAGAAGAUAUCAAUUGAUUAAACUUUAGAUGGAUAAUUUGUUACUUGCUGAUAUCUUGCACCAGAGCUUACAACCAUGUCACUUAAAGAUAGUAAAAUUAUGUAGUUUCCAUGGAGUUUAGAGAACUUUUUAAAAAGAAACACAAAAGGUACAAGUUUCCAUACUCAUUUUGUGUUCAUUGUUUUCAAUCAGCUUCAGCUAAAAAGGUCAUAUAUGAAAAGAUAAAUCAUAGAGGAUCAGUUUGGCAAAUAUCAGAUUCUGUUUCCUUUAUAUCAUUCUAUAUUUCCUUGAUUUUUAUUUUUUGUUUUUGUUUUUAUGUGAUUUUUUCAUUCCUCCUAUAUGUAUUACUUUUAUACAAGCUUAUCCAUACUUGUGAAUACUGCCAAAAUGACCAAGUGUUGCCAGAGAGAGUUUGGGAUUGAACAAGCCCUCAACCAUGAUGUUAAAGUGUUAGUCUGCAGUGUCCUUAGCUAGAUUGAGCUUUAAGGCCUGAUUCUUAGAUCUUAGCUUGAGACAAACCACUGUGUAGGCUGCUCAUCCAUCUGUCCUGAAUCAUGAGUUAAAGCAGCUGACCUCGGUGGCCGAAAAGUUUGUGUGGCAGCAGCUUGGUAGACCGUAGGCCGUCGGCUAAGAUCACUCUUCAAGUCAGCUGGUGAUCGCUGCGAAACUGGGAUGGAUGACGGAGAGCAAAGGGAGGGACUCUCAGAAUAUUGGAGGGACUUUGCCAUAUCAGAAUACCAUUAUGAUUUUCCAUUAACCCUGCCCCCUUAAAAAAAAAAAAAAAAUAAUGAUAUUCAUGAUAAAAAGUAGAAAGAAAGUUCAUCAAUCAUCAGCUUCUCUGGUAUUUUGUAAGAUCACAUGACAUUAUUGAAUUAGACUGUCAGACUAAGCUACAGGGAUAUUAAGGAGGUAUGAUAUUAGAGCUAUAAUUUUUGGAAAAAAUGUCUGUUUAUUUUUAAUUCUCGUAAUCUUGAAUUAGAAGGAUGACUGUUGGUAUUAACUUGCCCAGAUGCAGAAGAAUUCUCCUUGGAGAUGUAUGCAUGUGUAUAUAUAUAAUUUACUGUUUUACUGGUGUCUGUGUGGUAUGAUUAGAAAAGAAUUUAUGUAUGGAACUUUAUGUCUGCAUUUAUUAGCAGUUUUACACUGUGACAGAAGGAUUCAUCUCAAAAUUGAAGGCUUUUUUCCAAUGUAUAAAGUUCUGAUUUGAUUGACCAUUUUGUCUUAAGUAUUGUUUGUGAACUGUUAAUACAUGCAGAAAAUCUUUAUAUUAUUUUAUCUUUAUCUAUAUGCCUUUUUUUUUCUUCUUUUUUUUUUUUUUCUUUUUUAAUAGAUAUUUUAAGUUAAUUUUAUUUCCCCAUUUUCCAAUACAAACAAACGACAAUAACAUUCUUGCAUUACCAUACUCAGUUAUUUUUCUUUCUUCGGAAUUGUCUCCAGACAACUUCGAUUGCAAUAAUGGUUACUGCUCUACAUAUCCCACUUCUAUUUUAGUUACUAGACUUUUGUGGGAGAGUAGAUAGGUUAAGGAUCCUUUCGGGCUAGUAAGACCUGCCACAUUCUAUUUACAGCAACCUUCUAAGUUGGAAAUUAGAUGCAUGUCAUAUAGGUGGUGGACCGUGUAUCUUUUUAUGGCAUUAGUAUGAAUGCUGUAAUAAGUUAGUCUAAAUUCAUUCUCCUUUUCUCUCUCUCUCUUUCUCUCUUCCUCUCCCCUUUAACUUACUGUUUUCUCUCCCCGUCUCGUCUUUCUCCUUUCUUUCUUUUUUUCUCGAGUCUUUGUUCUUUGAUAUUCUAAGCACUGAAAAGAAGUAUAGGCUUGCUGUAGCAUUGCAACUAUAUGUUAUUGGAAUUUUUUUUUUUUUUCUUUUUUUCUUUUAAGAUUUGGUUGCUUUUAAUGUUAAGGCUUAAACAAAAAUCCUCAAAUCUAUUAUCACAGAAUAUUUUCUUGUUCAUGUUUUAUUUCUAUAUAAUUAUUUUUGUAACAUGGUGAAAAAAUCAUCCAGCCAUGCAAAUUGAAUUAAUGUCAUACAAUCUCACAACACCUUAUAUAAAAUUUCAUGAGUAUGUCUUCUGAUUGCAGUAUUCUACUCACAGUAUGCGUGCCAUGUGGAUUUCAAGUAUCUGUACUCUGUUUCUAGAAUAAUGUAAAGGAUUUCCACGGAAGAAAUAUGUUCAGUCAGUGCAAAUUAUGGUAUGAACUCUGACAUUAGACGAGGAAUGCUUGGCAAGUUAUGUGAUUUUAUGAGCAACAUAUUUCUUCAUAAAUCCAAAAAAGUAUAUGAAAAAAAUAUUAACCAUAGGUUUUUUAGGAGUUUGUGGCCAUAUUAGUUAAUUUGUGCUGCGGGUAUAUGUACUCAUACUUGUGGAGAACCAAAUUUUCUGAUAUGUCAAACUUCCUCAUAUAUAUAUAUCUGACCCAGGCUUUACCCUAGAGCUUGGGGUUUCUUUUAGAUCAAGUUACUGCCAGACUCAUAACAAAGAGGCAUUGACGUUUUCGUAAAGCAGAAUCGUAUCUUUCACUUGUAUAUUCCCCCUAAAGUGCUUAGGGUUUGCUACAAAGAAAUCUACCUAACAUUGUUGAAAUGAUUAAUAUUAUUUUUUGAUUUUUAUACAUUGUUGCAUAACAAGAAUGCCUCUUGCUAUGAUGCCUUUUCAAUCUGUAGUGCUAUGAAGAAUUAGGUAUGUAAAUUAUUACCAUGGUUAGUGAUCUGCUAAACAUAAAAUUUGAGUGAUGAAACUGUAAUUGUAUCAACUUAGCUUGUAAUAAAUUCAGUGUAGAAUUGUCUUGUUAAGGAGUCACUCCCCUUUUUUGACAUGGUCGCCAAAACACCUCUUGUAAAAACGUCUGUGCUGCUCUCUUUAGAUUACUGCAUUUAGACACAAAAGCUACACACUCAUUUGGCUUUUUUAAAACUAAUUUUGUAAAGUGUAAGUGUCAAAGAUGUGAAAACAAAGUAAAAGCUACUUAGCAGACACAUGAACUGGAGAGAUAUAUUUUUUACUGCCAAGUAACCACAAGUUUUCAGUUGAAAAAAAUUAAGACCCAAAACCAUCACCAUGUAUUUUCUGUGGAGCAACAACUUUGGCUAUGCUUUUUCCAUUGUUAACAAGCUGUAUACCCUCCUUGUACUUCAAUAUACAUGCAGCAAGUAAGCACAUUAAUCUGAAGGUAAUGUAAAAGUUAAUUUUAGGGACUAUAAUAGCAUUUAGGUCACUCAACUGGUCUUUUUUUUCAGCUAUAUUUUGUGAGAAAGCAAAAGUCAGGUGUGCAGCAAGGAAAGUAAAUUUGAUAUUAUUUGUAAGAACUCUUAAAACAAAUGUGUUGGAAAUAAUUUAGAGAUAUGCUUUAAGUUAAAUGUUAGCUGAUCACGUGGCUAUCAGUUAUCCAUUACUAAUCUGCAUAUAUAUAUAUAAACUGUGGUACAAA